This is a messenger RNA of Dunckerocampus dactyliophorus (ringed pipefish), 6378 nucleotides long. It is a transcript of the gene bltp3a, whose product is annotated as bridge-like lipid transfer protein family member 3A. Lineage: Eukaryota; Metazoa; Chordata; Actinopteri; Syngnathiformes; Syngnathidae. The coding region runs from base 434 to 4270 and encodes 1278 amino acids. The record is from RefSeq and is a predicted model, not a curated record. The transcript has 22 exons.
GGGAGAGGGAGAGGGAGAGAGAGAGAGAGGGGGUUAAAGGCUGCCCAAUGCUGUUGGGUGCUGUGGUGUGAGGUACAAGCUAGGAUCGCUAUGGCUAACAAGAUGCUCAAAGCUAGUCAUAUAUUCAAUUUAGCGGUAUCUCCAACCUAGUAAAUAUUGAGUACAAAGCCAUCGGUACCAAUCCCUUCCGACCGCAGCAGACAUGGCAGGGAUUAUCAAGAAGCAAAUUCUGAAACAUUUGUCAAGGCACACGGAAUGGGAGGAGAACUUUUUUUUUCACUCUGUCACGCCGGACACGCCAUGGCUGACUUCAUGAUUUCAUGCAGUGUUAAGGUUCACCAAGAACCUGUCCCCAGACAAGAUUAACCUGAGUACCUUGAGGGGGGAGGGGCAACUCUCCAACCUUGAGCUCGAUGAAGAGGUUCUGCAGAACAUGUUGGACCUGCCUACCUGGCUGGCUGUCACACGCGUGUACUGCAACAAAGCUGCCAUCAGGAUACAAUGGACCAAGUUGAAAACAAGUCCCAUCUGUCUGUUUUUGGAUAAGGUGGAGGUAGAAAUGAGGACAUGUGAGGAACCACGUCCUCCCAAUGGCCCCUCUCCUAUUGCCAUCACAGCAGGCCAGAGCGAGUACGGCUUUGCGGAGAAAGUGGUGGAGGGCAUGUCUAUUAGAAUCAACUCCAUCACCAUCAAAGUCCAGGCUCCAGCCUUCCACGCAUCCUUUGAGUUGUGGCAGCUUCAGGGCAACAGCCUCAACCCUAAAUGGGAGCGCAGUGACCUCCGCUACACUCGCAUCACUGACCCAAAGAGAGGAGAGGUAUUGAUAUUCAAGGAAAUAAACUGGCAGACAUUACGUAUCGAGGCAGACGCCAUUGAGAGUGACGAUCAGGAUUUAGGGAGCACUCCAUUACGGCUCAUCACCAACCAGGGGCGCAUUCGGAUUGCUCUAAAACGCAGAAUAAAAGACUGCAACGUGCUGGCCUCCAAGCUGCUUUUUAUUCUGGAUGACUUGUUGUGGGUGCUGACAGACUCCCAGCUCAAAGCCAUCAUCCGCUAUUCCAAGUCCCUCAGUGAGGCCAUGGAGAAGUCGGCCCAGCAGAGGAAGAGCGUUACUGCAGAGUCCCUGAAGACUGCUCCCCCAUCACCUGUCCUUCAUAACCUUUGGACAGAUUCGCCACCUGCUCCUACCGGCUCACCCAACAACAUGAGUCAAUACUUUGAUCGCUUUGACGUGAAGGAAUCUUCAUACCACACCUUCAUUUCUCGCUUGGAUUUGCACGUAUGCAAUGACAGUUCUGCAGUGGCUGAAGAUAUAGAAGAACCUCCAGUGUUGCAGGGCGCCAUGCAGCUGACCUUCAGGAAGUUGGGCUUUGACUACUAUCCCGUCCAUAGACCUGCUGAUGGAUGUCGGCACUGGGAACGGCACAGUGGAGCCAUGGAGGCUCAGGCCCAGUGGGCAGGGAAACUGCUGCAGGAGUACCAGAGAAGAGCUGAGGCCUCCAACUUCCCAGGGCCACAUAUUGAGGUGCCUGAGCCUCACAAUAACACACCUGCAAAAAAAGCUCAAGAUGGCGUAACCAGUCCAAAGUCGAGGCUCUCUGAAAAAGAGCAGACAGCUAGAAGCCAGAGCUCAUCACUAAAGUGGUUGCGGUCGAGCUGUGUGGUGGUCCGGAUGGAUGACAUUGACAUUCACCAGGUGUCUACAAAGGGCCGUCAGAACAAAAAAACCAAGCCGUUGUUGUCAUGUAAUCGUAAAGCUCUACGUCUGCCAGACAACGUACCAGCAGUUCAUCUGCAGUUUACUGAAUAUUACUUUCCUAACAACCCCAGUUUCUCAGUGCCAACAUCAAACUUGUAUGCCCAGGUAAACGGCCUCCAGAUGUGUGUGGACCCAGAGAGUGUGUUGUGGAUAAAUCUGUUUUCAAGAGGGCUGCUUCACACUCUGGAUCAGGUCAAAGCUUUCUACCAUUUGCAAGACAGCAGCAUAGCAGACGAGCAUGUAGACGUUCGUCUGGAUGCAGCCCAGCUCAAGGUGAUAAUACCCCUGGAUUCUUCGAUAUUGGAUCAUCCAGAGCGUCCACAGUCCCUCUCUGUUACUAUACCUCAGAUGGCUCUCAGCAACACCCGCUACUGCCCUCAUGGCUCCAGAGCUGACCUCAACAUUACCUGCGACACAUUUGCAAGAUGUUCUUUCUUUCAGCCCACGCCACCCUGUCCUUAUCCGAGAGACCACAGUGCCUUCUGCGCAAUACCCUCCAUCUUCCUCCAACACUCGCAGGAGACGACACCUCCGCCAGCUGGUACAAAGCCACUACGGUCCCAAGAUGUCUGGUCCUUGAGCCUAUCCCGUGUCACUUUAGGUUUUGAUGGUGCUCGAAGAUUCCCGAAAGGCAGAACGCAACCUUUCAUUGAACCCUUUGCUAUGUCUGUAUGGAUGUGCCAGCCUUUUGCCUGGGUCAGUAGUUCAUGUUCCUCCUCCAUCCCCAGCAUGGACCAUCAGCCUUCCUCAGGACAACCUAAAGAAGACGCUACACUUGCCUCUGUUCACUUUAUGGCUCAUACCAUCACUCCAGUAAAGAUGUGGCUUAACCAUUAUCAGUAUGUCGCUAUGCUGAGAAUGAAGGAUACCCUUGCACGUUUGGGCGUGGAAUUAAGUCGGGAUCAAAGGGACAUUAAGCAGGCUUGUCGCCAAAAGACAAAACCGGUUACAGUUUGUCUUGCCUUGCUGAUGGACUCAGUAGAAGUGGGUCUCCUGUUGCCACCAGCCACCACACAGCCUGAGGAAGAGGUUCCGCACACUCCAGAGACAGACAGCCCCAGCAUAACAGACUCUGACAUCUCCCCCAGCCAUCACUCUGCAGAAUUGGUCCCCCAGGACAGUGGGUUAGAAAAUGGUGUGUCGUCCCUCAGCACAGCCCUCACUACAUUUGAAGGUGAACAAGACGGCGCAGUGGAGGAAGCAUGUGAGGCUGUUGAGGAGGGACUGGAAGGUGGCGCUUUGACCACCUUUUUGGAAACCCCUGUCCUGUCACCUCAGCUAUCACCCGGAAACUCUCCUGUCCUCUCCCGAGAAUCCUCCACCUUCAGCUUGGAGGGAGAGCUGUCAAGCGCCAUCAAUGUCACUAAAGAUGUGACCAAAGACGCCAUCAGUGCCUCACUGGACUUGACCAAAGGGGCAUUUUCAAUAACAAAAGAUGCCUUCAGCAUGUUGAGUCGCGGCUCGGGGAUGAGCAAACUGUUCAGUCCUCAGCCCAAGGAACAAGUCCAGUGUCCAGAAGAGUCCACUCCUUCUCUGGCAGCCAGCCUGCGGCACCAAAUGAUGAAACAGUCGCCUUCCCAGAAUUCAUUUGACAGCGCCAUCUUGGAUGGCAGUCUACCUGAUGAAAAUCUUUCUGUGGGCAGUGAUGUCAGUGACAAUUUUGUUGUUCUCAUGGAAUCAGACUCAUGUGGAGAUUCUGCACAUUUCAGCAACAAUCCUGCAGGCAGCCGAGCCAGCCCUGCUCCUGGGACGGAAGGAGGCUCUUCAGCUGAUCUCAGCAGCUCUCUGUCACUAAGUACAGAAGAUGUAUCUCCAGAUAUUUCCUCUGUGUUGCUUCUGAUUCUGAGCGGGACAGCCUGCACAAUGGAAGUAAAGGGAGAGGACCAGGUUAUUGCUGUACAAGCCCAGAAUCUGAGUUCUGUACAGAUGGGCAAUGUCAGGGUUUCUGAUCUGCUGGCCGGUCUCAUUCAAGUUCCCGUCGACAAGCAGAAUGGACAGAGUAUCAGGGGCUCUCCUGCAUUGUGUGUGCGAGCAGAAACUGGCCCAUCUGCAGUCAGGCACGCUGACACGACUGAGUCUUUGGGCACACUGAAUGUGAGAGUGCAAGACUGUCACGCUGAGCUGUUAGCCUCCACUGUAGCAAACAUUGGUCCUUUUCUUGAGGAUGAAUUCAGUGUCGAUGGUCAGCCAAUCAAGUUACAUUUGAGCAAUGUAACUGUUACUGUGAAGGACGAUAGCCCCAGAGUUUACCCAACAGCUCCUCAGCCAACCUCAGCCACAUUCAUUGUUGAUCAGCUACUUCUUGAGCGCAGUGAUGAUGGCAUCAUGAGGCUCAAAGCUGAAGGCCCGUACAACACAAACAUGUCCUGCUGCUCUGUUCAAAAGCAGAGUGAGAGGCAAACCCUGGAGUCCAAGCUUUCUGAUACCCAGCUAGCCCUCACUCGGGCCCUCAGUGACAGAGAUCGCCUCCUUCUGGAGAUCAAGAAGUAUGACCCCAAGUUUUCACUCUGAGCCCCCCCCUGUUCAAUUUGCUCCUGCUGAAGAACACAGUCAGAAACCAGCAUUACUCCUUCGGAGCACAUCUGGAGUCACAAUGAUUACAAGGUGACAUCGCCCAUAAAAUAAUGUUAAUUGGAAUACAAAUCGCUACUAAAGGCGAAAUGGUAAGAUAACAAUUGCUUAGUAAUAUGAUGGCGCUGUAUAUGAUUAUAAUGUUAGAGGGACAUUGACACAAUUUAAUCAUUUUGUAUCACAAUGGAUUUGGAAUGGAAGUCAAUCUAUUGAAAACCCCAACUAUAUUUAUAUGUGUUUCUCCAAAUGCACUUGAGUCUCUAUAAACGUAAUUUACAUUUAGCUGUGCUGUAUUUCCAAAUGGAUGAAUUGCAAUAUUUUGUAAAAAAUCAUAAAAGUAAAACUGGAAGUCUACACCUUCAAUUAUGUUUAAUUUCAGAUCCAUUGUGGUGGCGCAUAGAGACAAAAUGAUAAAAAAGAAUAAGGCCUUUGUCGAAAUAAACCAGAUCUCUCUGUACAAAUAGCAGUAGCAAGCAGAGGAGACAUCCCAGGUUAGUGGCGACUCACUGUUUGUCUUUAAUAUUUGUCACGCAGCAUGCUAGGUUAGACAGUGUUGUGCUUUGAAUUCUUUCCUGUUGAUAGUUUGUAGUUGAUCACAUGUCAAACCCCCACUGACACUCCCAGACAGAUACCAGCCAGUCAGCCGCUGCUCCUACACAAAUGACUAAACUAGCAUAGUCUGACUUUAUGUUGUAGCGUGUAACUGUGCCGUAGAUCAAAUACAGUAGCUCCAUAUUUACAUAUGCAGAAAAUGAUGAUGUAGCGUAUCAGUUGAACAUAAACUACAAAAUGUAGAGAAAACCAGGAACUUUUUUUGGUUUAAAAAGAUAUAUUGUGUGCAAGUCAAAGUUUGUGGCCAUCAUAAUGCUCUUAUCAAAUUCUAUUUAAAAACAUGUUGUAAAAAGUAAUGUGGUUAUAAUCUGGGCCUUGUUAUGGCUCCGUUGUAGUUUACCAGGAGGUACUGUACCUCCUACAAAGGGAGGGUGACGCCAUGCCUGUUUGUUUACGUGUGUGUGUUUGUUUAAAUAGCAAUUAUCAACACAUUAUGGUUCACUAUUGCUGCACAGUACUUUGGAGCCAUUUCAUUCGAAGACAGCUCGGUGGCAUUAAUUAUGCAUGGUCAUGCAGUGUGUCACAUAAGGCACACUUCUCAAUGUUUAAUUCUAUUGUGAAUUUAUGUAUUGCUAGACCAGCUCCAACGUUCCUUUUUAUGCAUUCAGCAUAAACACUGCACAGUGUAAAACUUAUUACAAGAAUGUGUUAUUUAAAAUGUGCUGUAUAUGUUGAUGUGUUCUGUGAUCAUAUUAUGGGGUUUUACCAUAGAAGGCACUUGACAUGCGCGCGGGAGACCUCUUGUGGUUGUAACUCGCCAGUGCACUCAUUUCAAGGCUUGCUACAUUUUCUUUGGUUGCCUUUUCUAGCAGUGAAUGGGGAAAGUGGGAUGUUACACUUCAAGCAAUAUAAAGUCUGGUCGUUUUCAACCAAAAACACGUCAAAGAGCAGUUAGAACACGGAUGUCAUGUCUGUACUUUAGAUUUUGAAUAUUACAAAGGGUUUCACUUGAACUACUUUCUGCGACUGUCUCAACACAUCCUCAAUCUCGAAGUGUGAUGUCUUCUUGGUUUGCAGCUGCAGUCAGUGAUCUGCAAGCAAACUUAUUACUUGAUCAAUUCAACAUCCUUUGCACUCCAUAGCGGGUCAGGGUUUCCAAAGCAACCUUUCCUAGAGUGUGCAAUGCAGAUAUGGCUAGUAGAGCAAAUUGUCAGAGUGUGUGUGUGUGUGUGUGUGUAAUGCAUGAAGUAAUGUCAUGAUAUUUUGUGGCUAAAAAUACACUGGAGUUUGCACUCAUUUUUACAAAAACUACUUGAGAGAAGGCAGGUGUGCCCUUGUGAAAUCUUCCAUGUGAUGCAAGUGUUAGAACCCUGUGGACAGUAUUUGUCAACUUGCUUAACAUAUGUCUUAAUCACUGAAGACUAAUAUGAAAUUGGUUCCAUGAACCACUAGGAAGUGUUGAGUGUUUUAAGAGAAUAAACGAACACUUGCUUAAC